UGCGAAUCGGAGAGCUGAUCAACAUGCAAGGACUGUUGUUCAUAUUCCAAGUUUGCUUCGUCGGAAGCCGUUGUAUUUAUGAGCAAGUUUAAAACAAUUAAAGACCGUCUUCCAGUUUUAACUUUAUUUAACAGUAGCAGUAAAAAUGAAGAACCGAUAGACGAACGGCUGAAACCCGAGCAGUUUUCGCUGUUGAAGGUAAAAAUACACUAGUCAAAAUUGAAGUUGGUAUAUUAUGUAAACAUCAAUCCUUCACGUACUCUUCUUGCCUUUCUUUAUAGACUGUUCGGCAUGGCUUUCCUUAUAAACCAACCUGUCUCGCAUACGAUCCGUUACAGAAAUUGCUGGCCAUCGGAACGGCGAAAGGGUGUAUAAAUUUGUAUCCUUUUUGAUCGUAUAAUCUUUCUAAGCCAUUUUUAGCCUUCGACAUGCAUCGCUUAGCUCGGCUAAGUAUUAUUGAAACACUCUGUUGUUUUAUAUAUUGCAGCUGUUUUGAAACGUAAGUCAUCCCACUUUAUUAAGGCCUAAUAUUCGUUUGUAAAACUGUUCAUUUUAGCCAAAGCUUUGCCUGGGAACGUGAAAUAUUCUCGUGAGGAACGGGUCAUUUCAUAAUUACUGUAAAUAUGUGUUGCAAAUUUACAGUAAUUUUGCCGUUGUUAAUUUAUAUUUCAAACUGCAGUCAUAUGGAUUUAUUAUUAACGCUUAUUUAAGUAUAUGUCGUUUUCCCCCUAUAUUAAUAAAAAAGCAGUUUUUUGCUAGAUAAUUUAAGUCUAAUUUUGUUUAAUAUAUCCGUUGUAGAGUUUCAUUUUUAUUAAUACAAUUAAGAUAUUAUAUAUUCACCGUUUAAUAUAGCUAAAAAUAUUUAAUAAUUUAACAGAUAACACAUGAUAUUUUUAGCUUGAGGAAAUCACAUAUACAUUGCAAAAAUCCCAAAAUUUACCCAUAUUGAAAAUUUACUACCUUAUAUUAUAAUAAUUAUAUUAUACAUGAACUUGUAUAAUAUAAUAUAAGGUAGUAAGGACGUUAGGUAUAAGGAAAAGGUAGUAAGGUAUAAGGAAAGCUUGCCCAGUGUGGAUAUACACUCAGAGUAACAUCACAAGCAUCAUAUUCACCUGAGUACGUUACACCAACACAGCAACAAUCAUCAUUAGAUUACAUUGAUAUCGAAGGAACUAGAUUCUGUUCCGAAAUAUCACAUACUCGAACCGACCUGACCGCAUAGCUUAGUUGGCAGAGCAUUGUGCUAGUAUUCCAAAGGUCGUAGGUUCGAUUCCCACCGUGGUCAGGCAUAUUUUUCAAGCUUGCCCGGUGUGGAUAUACACUCAGAGUAACAUCGUAAGCAUCAUAUUCACCUGAGUACAUUACACCAACACAGAAACAAUCAUGAACUUGUGGUUAGAUCUCGACAACUGGUUUCCGCAGCUCGGUUGGUUAGAGCGCUGCACCGGAAUUGCAGGGCCGCGGGAGGCCCUAUUGUUGCAUUUUUUGCAGCUUCCUGUGGUUAAGUCUAAUAAAUGUUUAAAAUUCACACUCUGUGUACAAAAUUGUUCAACAAUAAUAUGCUAACCCUGUUAUAAUGAAAAUACGGCCUGCUAAAUGUCACCGACCAAAAUCACGGACACCUUUUGUCUAUUCUUACGACAGCAAAAUGGUGACAUUAAUCAACUUUGACUUCCCCAAAUCAAACCAUUCAAUUCUAUCGAACAGUUGUUGCAAUUGCCGGCGAUAAUGCCAUCAAAGAUGAAAUUAUCGACGGCAAUUUUUUUGCAGGCGACAAAUUUUUGUGGUUGCUGCCUUCUCAAUUUGAUUAAUUCUUUUAAGUGUUAACAGAUGAUUAUAAUCAUUGAUUAUUUGAGGAUUGCUGGUCUCAGUGUAUAUGAAAGUGAAACAGGGUGCUCUCAAUAUCGAACACUUAACAUCAGUAGAGUCAAGAUGUAUACUGUAAAAACAAUGCAGUUUCAAUCUCUAACAAAGACAUUAACAACAAUUAGGUACAUAUGAUACAUUAUUAUGCUCCGUCAGUUCAAAUUGUCAUUUAGAAACAAAAAAAAAUUGCGGCCGAUCGACGCCACGAUUUUUUCCUGUGAAGAUUUAUCAAAAUUGCGAGGACUGUUCGAAUAUAUGUGACCAAUAUAUAUCAACAGUCACUGAAUUUAAGAUAUCAGAGAGUUCCACGAUACCACGAGAGUUUGGAAUUGUCUUCUAACAGACUUGAGACAUCCUAAUAUAUGUUUAAAGGAAAAUGGUGAUAUAUUUGUUUUAUUUUCUAAUUUGAAAGAACUUUUAAGACUAUAUAUAAUACUUUUUUACUGUUUUUUUCAUAUCUUGCUUACUUCUACAAAUAUUUUGAUCGAAAGGAAUGAAAUGUUCGCCAUCUUCAAUUUUUGUAGAUAUGCAUGUCACGUCACAACAGAGGUCACAAUAUUUUUGUCUAGACAACCACUAAUCAUUUUGCACUCAAAACUAUACUCUGUUUGCCCUUCGAAAUAUCAAGAUCACUCAAAACCUUUAAAACAUCUGCCAAUCAAUAUUUGGUCGGCAACGAAUACUUUUAUAUGGUUAUCCCUGUUGUGACGUCACCUAAACGACCGUUAAUGAGAUAUAAAAUUUAUCCAAGAUGGCGGACAUCUCGUUACUUCAAGUGAAAAUGUUUCAAGAACUAAACAAGAUAUGAAAAAUCGGUAAAAGAAGUUAAUAUAUAGUUUCAAAAGUUCUUUCAAAUAAGAAAAUAAAACUUUAUAUUGCCAUUUCGCUUUAAGUUUAUUUAAGAGAUUGUUGUGAUUGUAUGUAUGUGAAACUUUAUAAUAUCCAUGCUCAGGCCUCGUCAACUAUAUAUACUUGGUUUUGGUAAAGUUACAUCUGUUUCAAUAUUUUGCAAGUUAUAUUAUGAGAUUGAAGAAUUUUAUGAGAUCUGUGGCAGUGUGGUUGUUCAGUAUUUUAUACAUCAAGACCGCUUUAUUUUGAAGGCGCCUUUUAUCAAAUGUCUCCUAUCCUAGGCUUUCCAAAACAUUCUAUAGGUCGAACAUCGUAGCUGGCUUUACUGAUAACCCAAGCUGCUGUGUUUUGAAAAUUUUUAAUUUUUCUUGCAGUCCUUUACCUACAUGUGUCCCACAAUAGGGAACAAUAAUCAAAAUAAGGCUGUACCAGUGCAUUAUAAAUGUCUUGUAAUGUUGUUCGAGAAACAUACGGUUGUACUUGAGACUAUUACAGACCUGCCAACCCUUGAGACUAGCAGAAAUAGUGAGUUGCUAUCUAAAAAGUCGUGAGAUUGACUGAAAAAUCGUGAGGUUUGCUCAUUAAUAUGACCAGGGUUAACUUUAACAACACUAGAAAAUAAUCAAUAGAUAUUCAAUCUUAUGAUAGUAUGCAUUUAUAUGUUGUUAAUAUAACCGUAAAUGCAAGGCUUAUUAAAAAUAGGUGUUUUUUAUGGCUUUAGUAGCUCCCAGUGUCAUUACGAGUUUGUUGGGCUUGGAAAUAUAACGCAAUAUCUGUACAAAAACAAGGAAACUACAAGUAAUAUUAAAACUAGCAGGACAAUAAACUUAGCAGGAUACGCCUUUUACUUUGUAACACAAACAUCACACAUACUAAAUUCUGGCGUUGUACAUUGCGCAUGCAUUAUUAAUACACUAAUAAAGUGUGAUGUUUCCUUGGAAGAGUGUGCCUUAUUGUAACUAGAUGUUGCGCUCUUCGAUGAUUUCAUAAGUUCCGAAAAUCGUGAGAUUUGGGGUCUUAAUCGUGAGAUCGUGAGAAAGCAUCAAUCGUGAGACUUGGCAGGUCUGCAUGCUAUUAUUCAAAAACCAUGCACAAUUGUUUUGAUGCAGAGGACCAGAGCAGUCGGUUAAAUUGUAAGUUGUAACUGUUGUCGAAGUUUGAACAAUGUUAUCAACUGUUCACUACUGUUGGUUCUAGAUAAUGUAUGUUCCUGUAGAUGGAAAUUAUCAAGUGGAAAUUUAUAGACCUGCUGCUCUGCAGGAUCUUAGCUAUAGAGGGCCAUCUUAGCCGUGUUAUCGCGGCCAAAAACAGAAAAACACGGCUAGAUAAAAUGAACGCGGCGUCAUUAUUUAUAUAAGGUCGUGUAGGUUCAUAAAAUAAGGUGUUCCUACUUACAACAGACAUAAUUUCUUCCAAUUUACGUCGUAAGAAAGUUUCUAAAAUCUACUGUAGUUGUUGAAAUUGGAAAAAGUGAUCCGUGAUGUUUUAAUGUUUUGAUGGAUAAUGAGAACCAUAUGGUAUUAAAAUGGUUUUAAUAUAGUUAGCUAUAUUUCUUAAAUAGUUAGCUAUAUUUCUAUAUCUCCUGGUAUAGUGUAAACUGUUUGAGGAGUACUUGAUUAAAGAUUAAAAGACCACUCAGCACGGCAUUUUCACAUUGGUACUACCCACACCAUGGUACAGACAGUUUUAGUAUAUACAUCUUGCCACUUAAACGAUUAACAGGAUACAUUGGCAGAUCCGAUAUUGUGAAGAUAAAACCUUAACGAGUAUGACAGUUACGGUCAACCAGGAGUCCAAUGUACUGUGUCGCAUGACAAGAAAGUUGCUGUACAGAAAUUGCUGUUUUUAAUUAACGAGGUAACGUUACAUCAUGAUUUGUUAUUUACAGCCCUCGAAAAAAAGUCAAAAUUGAGCUCUGAAAAAAGUCUGGUUAGAUCGCGUACUAUCUCGGGAAUCAAUGAC
Messenger RNA from Paramuricea clavata, 4677 nucleotides. The record is from the annotation of a GenBank genome assembly. Lineage: Eukaryota; Metazoa; Cnidaria; Anthozoa; Malacalcyonacea; Plexauridae.